UAAAAACAAACCCAUGAAUAAAAUGAAGAAAACAAGUUCUCCAACAAUAAUUUUCCUUCAUUUGUUCAUAUUAAUCAUAUUGAUUCCACCAAUCCAAUCCACUCUCUCACACACAAGUUUGCUAGAACAAAUAUGUCGUCAAUCACCUCAUUACCACCUAUGUACAAUAACUUUAAGAUCAUCAAUUAAUCAUAGAUCUAAAGAAGACAUUGUUGGAUUUGCUCGUUUAGCACUUAGAAUUGUCAAUGCCAAUGCUACAAUAACUAUAGAUCAUAUAAAAAAGGGUUAUGUGCAAACCACUAGCCUAAUGGAAAAAGAGGCUUUGAAAGAUUGUCUUGCUUUAUACAACAUGAUAGUUAAUGUACAUCUACUCGAGGCUCUAAAUGCUCUUAACAAACGUGAUUAUAAGAUUGUUAAGCAAAGAGCUUAUGUAGCUGGUAUACAAGCGGAGACAUGUGAUUACAAGUUCAAAAACUCAAGUAGGAAGCCUUUAAAGGAUACCAACCGUUAUGUGCAAAAUCUAUGCGCUAUUAUUAUGUCUAUUGUUAAUAAAUUGAUUUUGACAAACCAACCAACUUCUAGUUAUUAGAAUUGUUAUUUUUGUGCUUUUGUAAUAUGUGCAUUUUUAGAUUGUAAAGUCACGAGUCAUAUAUAGGCCACUAAAUUUUUAUUUUUAUUUUGGUUUCCUUUUUUAUCCUUACAAACAUGUUUAAACCUUUUA
Vicia villosa (hairy vetch) is the source of this 721-nucleotide messenger RNA. RefSeq lists its product as uncharacterized. Gene Ontology annotation, biological process: negative regulation of catalytic activity. The transcript has a single exon. Gene Ontology annotation, molecular function: enzyme inhibitor activity. Bases 14 to 589 code for a protein of 191 amino acids. The record is from RefSeq and is a predicted model, not a curated record. Lineage: Eukaryota; Viridiplantae; Streptophyta; Magnoliopsida; Fabales; Fabaceae.